Fonticula alba is the source of this 495-nucleotide messenger RNA. RefSeq lists its product as hypothetical. Gene Ontology annotation, biological process: protein import into nucleus; COPII-coated vesicle budding. Gene Ontology annotation, cellular component: nuclear pore outer ring; COPII vesicle coat. The coding region runs from base 1 to 495 and encodes 164 amino acids. Gene Ontology annotation, molecular function: structural molecule activity; protein binding. NCBI's taxonomy places the organism in Eukaryota, Rotosphaerida, Fonticulaceae. The transcript has 2 exons. The record is from RefSeq and is a predicted model, not a curated record.
AUGGAUGCGCCGAUGCGGGUUGGUCCAAGGGCCUUCAACGACUCCGAGGACGACGAGGAUUCCUGGUCCCUGGACCAUGAGAUCAACGACGCCCAUACCAACUGGGUCCGCGACGUGGCCUUCUCCCAGCGGCUGAUCCCCACCGCCUCCGGGUCCGACGCCCUGAGCCUGGUCCUGGCGUCCUGCUCGCAGGACCGCACCGUGGUCAUCCACUCGCGCCCGGUGGCGUCGCUCGCCGCGGCGGCCGGCGCCACCCCGGUGGCCACCUGGACCAACGUCCGCCUCCCGGGGCCGCGCGCGACCGCCACCGCGGACGCCACCGACGCCACCCCCCCCAAGGAGGGCCUCUGGCCGGCGGCCGUCUGGCGCGUCAGCUGGAGCCCCUCCGGCGUGAUCCUGGCCGUGUCCGACGCCACCGGCGGGGUCACCCUCUGGAGCCCGACCGCCGGGGAGUCCUCCAUCGCUGGUCUCGUGUGGGAGGAGAUCGCCCAGUAG